GUCAGGCCAAAGACCCAGAUCCCCGACAGCCUCCCCCACAGUCCCUGCCAGGACCUGCAGCCCCUCAGCCUGCAGAGAGCCACCGCCGUCCUCAGUCCCCGGAUCCAGGCUCCGCCCACCGCCACCCACCAGCCCAGCAGACAGAACGACGCCCCGUUGGGCGCCAUGGACUCCAGCACAAGCCCCGCCCAGCACGCCUCCGCAGGAGCCGGAGUGGCGUACGCCAUCAUCGCUGCCUCCCCCGCCUCCGGUCACAGAGUGUCCACCGUGGGAGAGGCUGUGAAGGUCAUCAUCAUCCAGCCACAGGCCCCCAGCUGUACCGACGGGUCCCCGGGGGUCCAGGCUGACCCCCCAGCUCCCCCUAAAGCCCCCCCUCAGAGGAAGGAGGAGGACCCAGAGAAAGUGGCCUUCAUGGUGGCCCUGGGCCUGGUGACCACAGAGCAGCUGGAGGAGAUCCAGACCAGGAGGCAGGAGAGGAAGAGGAGGAGCACAGCUAACCCCGCCUACAGCGGCCUGUUUGAGCCCGAGAGGAAACGCCUGCCGUCACAUUACCUGAACAGCUCGCUCUUCCUGUCGGCUCGAGACUCUGAGGAUUUCUGCUGGAAGGAUGACCUGGAACACGAGGACCGCUGCGCYGUCUGUAAGGAGGACGGAGAGCUGCAGCUCUGCCACAACUGUCCCCGAGCCGUCCACCCCACCUGUCUCCACCCGCCCCUCAAGAGCCCCCCCAGAGGACCCUGGUACUGCCCCAAGUGCCAGAAGAAGGUUCUGAACAAAGAGAACCUGUCCUGGCCUCAGAACUUUGUCCAGUCCUACGUUACACACAAGACAGUCCGGCAGGAGGAGAAGCGGCGGCUCCUGAGGAGAAACAACGAGCUGAAGAAGGAAUGCGCUCACCUGGAGGAGGAGGACGAGAAGCUCAACGACACGCUCAAAAUCUGCAUGGACCAGCGGGACCGGCUCCUGGGCCAGCAGAGAGACACUCAGGCGUCCCUGGAGCGCCUCAAAGCCCUGGUCCGGCUGAUCCAGCGGGACCAGCUGAUCCAGGUCACCAUGACCACGACGCUGUCAGAGCCGUGGAUCAAACCCACCAGGACCGCCUCGCCGCUGGCCGCCCAGCUGUUCCAGGACGAGGCCAAGGACUAAAGACCGGGGUUCUCUGAGACCGGGGUCCUCUGAGACCAGGGUCCUCUGAGACCAGAGUCCUCUGAGACCAGAGUCCUCUGAGACCAGGGUCCUCCAGUGUCCUCUGAGACCAGAGUCCUCUGAGACCAGAGUCCUCUGAGACCGGAGUCCUCUGAGACCGGAGUCCUCUGAGACCAGAGUCCUCCAGAGUCCUCUGAGACCGGAGUCCUCCAGAGUCCUCCAGAGUCCUCCAGAGUCCUCUGAGACCCGAGUCCUCGGAGACCCGA
This is a messenger RNA of Austrofundulus limnaeus, 1412 nucleotides long. Its product is annotated as PHD finger protein 21B. The record is from RefSeq and is a predicted model, not a curated record. NCBI's taxonomy places the organism in Eukaryota, Metazoa, Chordata, Actinopteri, Cyprinodontiformes, Rivulidae.